Marasmius oreades (fairy-ring Marasmius) is the source of this 785-nucleotide messenger RNA. RefSeq lists its product as uncharacterized. The transcript has 4 exons. Bases 29 to 637 code for a protein of 202 amino acids. NCBI's taxonomy places the organism in Eukaryota, Fungi, Basidiomycota, Agaricomycetes, Agaricales, Marasmiaceae. Gene Ontology annotation, biological process: positive regulation of DNA-templated transcription, elongation; mRNA export from nucleus. Gene Ontology annotation, molecular function: mRNA binding. The record is from RefSeq and is a predicted model, not a curated record. Gene Ontology annotation, cellular component: THO complex part of transcription export complex.
GCCUUGUCUUCAACCCCGUCCGUCGUCCAUGGCCGAAGCGGACCAAAUCAUUCAGCAGCUAAGAGACCUCGCAACUCCAGAAUACGACGCCUACGAUACAGAGGUGAUCCAUAUCCGUGCUUCAGCAUUGAUAUCCCGUUCAAAAGCUCUCAAUCGUUCUGCAAAUCUUGCCACCCGGACUCGAAAAGAUGCUACUGCUAUCGCUCGCCAGGAAAUGGACCAAUCCUAUCUUGGUCUUCAGAACUUGCUAUACGAGAAACGUCAUCUAGAAAGGGAAAUUGAGAAAUGCCGACAGUUUGCUUCUGUGUAUCAGGAUGUUCCGUUGUACCCUCUCGAGGAGUUUCAACGUUUAGCUCCAGAGGAAGCGCGAACUUCAACCGUAAUGGAAAAUGAGCAUCAGCUUAUGCUCAACCGUCUGAGCUUUGAGCUUGCCGAACGCCAGAGGUUAGACCAGAAGAGAAAAGAAAUGCUCAAUCUCAAAGAGGAGCUACUCAAAGAAGGCAAACUGAAUUCUACGAAAUUGGAUAAUGUCAAAACGCAGAUUGACAUGCUUGUAAAGACCGCUUUCGAGAUUCAGAAGAAAGUAGAGGAUCUUGUCCAGCCACUACCUGCUGCAGACGCCAUGCCGACAAACUAGGGGACCCUCACAACAGGGUUAUUUGUAUGGACCAUCUAUAACACGAAUACUUCCAGUGCGGGAUCCUCUAUCUGAAGUUUUGUCGGGCAGGAACAGUGACAAGUAGCGUUGUAUACGAUGGAAGGAAAGUCAAAGGAAGGCGGUUGUG